AUGAGAAGUGUCAAGAGUGCAAAUUCUAGAAGACCUUUGUCUACCAUUCCUAAAGCAUAAUCAUAAAUUAUGGAAAUAGGCUUGUCUCCACAGAUUAGAAGGUUCGUUCCUAGUAUGCAUAACCUUCUUGAAACUUUGUAUGCCAAGAAAUGUGAAGAAUUAAAGAUUCAGUUAUAACUAGAUCAAAUGGCAAGAUUUCAAGAAAAGGUUUUUAGUUAAUACUCAGGACAUACUAUAGAUUUAUCAGAAUUAUCUUUACCAGCCAAUUGCAUACCUUUAAUCAAUAAAGUUGUAAAAAAUAUUCCAUUUGUAAUACUUUCCCAAAAUCCACUUUAUGAUGGGAUUAGAAAUCUCUAACUUCCUAUGGUUAGUUUGACUUUAUGUAAUUGUGGAAUAGGUCCUAGAGGUUUUGCAGUUCUUUUUCAAACUCUUUCAAUAAAUCAAACACUCUAUAAUCUUAAUAUUGGUAAUCCCUUUUCUAAUGAGAGGAAUAGACUUGGAUUAGCUUUAAAUUAAUUAGCAGAAGCAUUGAAAAAAAAUAGAAUUUUAGCAAUUUUAGAUAUCAGCGGUUGUGGUAUUUAUGAUUUAAGAAAAUUAAACAGUGCUUUUGCAGAGAAUCGUAAUUUAUUACAUAUAAAUGUUUCUGAUAAUGAACUUAAGGAUGCUCUUAUCUUACCAUCUUAUUUAGAAAGAUUGGAAGCUUAAAAUAAUAUGUUUGGACAAUAAGUAGUAUAAAUAUGUGAAUAACUACGAUAAGGUUCUGAUUCAGUUCAUGCAAGAGAAAUAAAUCUUAAAAGAAAUAAAUUAACAAUACAUUAGUUAUUUGCUAUUUUAGAAUAAAUUGAAAGAAAUACACAUCUAAAUAAAUUGAUACUAGAUGAAAAUACAUUUAUAGGAGAGAACAAUAUUUGUAUAUGUAAUUAUCUUGUAUAUAAUAAUCAUCUUGAAUAUCUUUCUUUGAGAAAUUGUUCAUUAACCUAGAAUUUCAUUGAAUAAUUGGCAUCUGGAUUAUGUAGAAAUGGAAGUUUAAGAACUUUGGAUAUUAGUAAGAAUAUUAUUGGAGAUCAAGGAGCUUUAGCAUUAGUAUAAGGAUUUUAGGGUUCAUGUAAUCUAAAAUGUAUUAUUAUGAAAAGAUGUGGUUUAACUGAUUUAAGUGGAUUGGAAUUAUUUAAAAUAUUUCUAAAAUCUAAUAUUUAAGAAUAUGAUUUCUCAAAUAAUCUUAUGGGAGAUUAGACUGCUAUGUAUGCAAUUUAAUUGAUUAAAAAGAAUAAAGAUAUUAUAAAGAUGAGUUUUAAAAAGAAUCUUAAUUCAUAUGAAACAAACUAAUAAAUUGAGAAAUUAUUAAAUGAUAACAUUUAAGAUAGAAAAAGAAAUGUUAUUCCUCAUCUUCGUCAUAAAGUAUAAGGAAUGACUGAUUAUAGAGAAUAAUAGGAAUAUGUUGAUAAAAGAAGAGAAUAACUUUUUGUGAAAAAGACAUAAGCUGAAAAAGAUUUUAAAUUUGCUUAAUCUCAAGUAGUUUUAUGUUAAUAAGGAGCCAAAGAACGUACUUAAGCAGUUGAAGAAAGAUUAAUUAAAUUAAGAGAAGAGGCACAAUAAUUGACUACAUAAUAAUUGAAUUUAGAUAAAUUUCUUUGGAAUUAGAUUGCAGUAAUUGAAGAUGAAUAGAAACAAAUUGCUGACAAUAUUAAGAAUGAAAAUACUAUGAUUGUAAACUUAAAUAAACAAAUUUAAGAAACUUAAGUAUAAAUUUAUAUCAUUUAAGAGUAAAUAAAAAUCGAUAGUUUAAUAUUAUAAACAAUAGAUGGAAAAUCUAAGAUUAUAAGAUGGAAUUUCAAAAAGAAAAAUAGAUUAACUAUAAUAAGAAUAUAAUAGUAUUUUGGCAUAAUUAGAAUUUGUUAAAAAAUAACAGAAAAUAAAUAUUAAAAAAUGA
Molecule: messenger RNA, 1930 nt
Organism: Paramecium pentaurelia
Lineage: Eukaryota; Ciliophora; Oligohymenophorea; Peniculida; Parameciidae
Source: the annotation of a GenBank genome assembly